This is a messenger RNA of Syzygium oleosum, 1587 nucleotides long. Its product is annotated as low affinity inorganic phosphate transporter 4-like. Lineage: Eukaryota; Viridiplantae; Streptophyta; Magnoliopsida; Myrtales; Myrtaceae. Gene Ontology annotation, cellular component: membrane. Gene Ontology annotation, biological process: phosphate ion transport; transmembrane transport. The transcript has 2 exons. The record is from RefSeq and is a predicted model, not a curated record. Gene Ontology annotation, molecular function: phosphate transmembrane transporter activity. The coding region runs from base 1 to 1587 and encodes 528 amino acids.
AUGGCUCCCCGCAAUUUAGCAGUUCUUCAUGCUCUAGACACGGCUCGCACGCAAUGGUACCACCUCACCGCGAUCGUGAUAGCAGGUAUGGGCUUCUUCACGGACGCUUACGACCUGUUUUGCAUCACCACGGUCUCGAAGCUCUUGGGUCGCCUUUAUUACUUUGAUCCUGCCACAAAAGCCCCGGGGAAACUCCCAGUUCGCGUCAACAACCUGGUAAUCGGUUUUGCCCUGAUCGGAACCCUAGCGGGCCAACUUUUCUUCGGUUUGCUCGGUGACAAGUUCGGUCGCAAACGGGUCUAUGGGAUCACCCUCACUAUUAUGGCCAUAUGUGCCAUUUGCUCCGGCCUUUCUUUCGGAUCCACUGCCAAAUCCGUCAUGGGCACGCUCUGUUUCUUCAGAUUCUGGCUUGGAUUCGGGAUUGGUGGCGAUUACCCUCUCUCCGCCACCAUCAUGUCCGAGUACGCGAAUAAGAAAACUAGGGGCGCUUUCAUAGCUGCGGUUUUCGCUAUGCAAGGCGUCGGGAUUAUUUUCGCGGGGUUUGUUUCCAUGAUCCUUUCCGGAGUGUUCCUCCAUUUCUAUCGCGCCCCAAAAUUUCAAGAUGAUCCUGUGUAUUCUACGCAACCCGAAGCGGAUUAUUUAUGGCGAAUCGUCCUCAUGCUCGGAGCUUUACCGGCCAUACUGACUUACUAUUGGCGAAUGAAAAUGCCUGAGACCGGUCGGUACACCGCGCUCAUAGAAGGGAACGCCAAACAAGCCGCUGCAGACAUGGGCCGGGUCCUGGAUAUCGAAAUUCAAGCCGAUCAAGACAGGUUGGGCCAAUUCAAGGCGAACAACGACUACAAGCUGUUCUCAAGCGAGUUUAACCGGAGGCACGGUAAGCAUCUCAUCGGCACGAUGAGCACAUGGUUCUUGUUGGACAUUGCCUUCUAUAGCCAAAACUUGGCACAGAAGGACAUAUUCCCGAACAUGAACCUCACAGAUCCGGCAAAGACGGUCAACGCUAUUAGGGAAAUGUUUCAGAUUUCUAAGGCCAUGUUUGUGGUUGCCUUGCUUGGGACAUUCCCGGGAUAUUGGUUCACAGUCUUCUUCAUCGAGAAGAUCGGUCGCUACUACAUCCAGCUUAUUGGCUUCUUCAUGAUGUCUGUAUUCAUGCUCAUCAUCGGAAUCAACUACACUGACCUCAGGAACCCUGCUAACCACAACACGUUCGCGAUUUUGUAUGCGUUGACCUUCUUCUUCGCGAAUUUCGGUCCUAACAGCACGACUUUUGUUCUCCCAGCCGAGCUGUUCCCAACGCGCGUUAGGUCCACAUGCCAUGCCAUGAGCGCAGCGGCGGGUAAGGCGGGGGCACUGGUAGCGGCCUUCGGGGUCCAGAGCUACACGCUCAGCGGAAGAACAACUAGAAUAAAACACGCCAUGAUGUUUUUGGCGUUCACAAACAUGCUAGGGUUCUGUUGCACGUUCCUGUUGACCGAGACGAAAGGCAGGUCGUUGGAGGAGAUCUCAGGGGAGGACGAGGGUGUGUAUCAGGGCGAGAUGGAGAUGUCGGAGGCGCAGGCGGAAGGUCGGUCGGCAGUCAUGUAG